AUGUUGAAUCUUUUAAAUGAACCAAUUAAUAUUGCAACUGAUGGUCAAGUAGCAACAGAAAAAACAUCGAUUGGUAGUGAACUUGCAAAACUUUUAAAAUACAAAUUUAUUGAUACUGGCUUGUUUUAUUGCUAUUUUGCAGCAACAUAUUAUAACCACUAUAUGGAUAAUUUAAGUGAUAAAAUAAUUAAAUCUGAAAUUACUAUUGAUGAUUUAAAAAAAAUUAAUCAACGUAGUGUUAAAGAAUAUUUACAAAUUGGAACUCAUGCAGCAGAAAUAGCAAAGAAUGAUAGUAUUCUUCCUGAUACAGAAAUAAAAAUUGUACUCGAUGCUGAUAUUGAAACUCGAAUAUUUUGUAGAAUGAAUCAGAUAGAAUAUGAAAAUGAUUUUACAUCAAUUUUUGAUGAUUUGAUACAACGUGAUUUUAAGUCAUAUGAUUUAAUUCAACAAGCAUAA
Messenger RNA from Cetraspora pellucida, 456 nucleotides. The record is from the annotation of a GenBank genome assembly. NCBI's taxonomy places the organism in Eukaryota, Fungi, Glomeromycota, Glomeromycetes, Diversisporales, Gigasporaceae.